Molecule: messenger RNA, 3027 nt
Organism: Danio rerio (zebrafish)
Lineage: Eukaryota; Metazoa; Chordata; Actinopteri; Cypriniformes; Danionidae
Source: RefSeq, a predicted model, not a curated record
UUUAGACCGUCAGGUCAAGAUGGCAAGUGUAUCAAAUUGGUGUUAGUUCCUGCUGGUCAUCUGUUUUGCUCUGGUCUGGUGUGUCGCUUUGAAGGAAGUCCUCAAGUCUGAAGUGACGACGGUUUGCAGAAGAAUUUGGACUACAUUUUGUCGUGCUGAGGAGCUGUUCGGAACUCUUCGCCAGCUCCCUACUUGGGGCAGAGACAGCGCCCCAACCCACGCGCCAAAAUGGUGCUGUCACAGAGGCAACGAGAUGAACUAAAUCGAGCUAUAGCUGAUUAUUUGCGCUCCAAUGGCUAUGAAGAGGCAUAUUCCACUUUUAAGAAGGAGGCAGAGUUGGAUGUGAAUGAUGAGUUGGAUAAGAAGUUUGCAGGACUUUUGGAAAAGAAAUGGACUUCGGUUAUCAGAUUACAAAAAAAGGUAAUGGAGUUGGAGUCUAAACUAAAUGAAGCUAAGGAGGAGAUCACUUUAGGAGGCCCCGUGGGGCAGAAACGAGACCCCAAAGAGUGGAUCCCACGCCCACCUGAGAAGUACGCCCUCAGCGGACACAGAAGCCCUGUCACACGCGUCAUCUUCCACCCUGUGUUCAGCCUUAUGGUCUCCGCCUCAGAGGACGCCACUAUAAAGGUGUGGGACUAUGAGGCUGGUGAUUUUGAGCGAACCCUGAAGGGUCACACUGACUCGGUGCAGGACAUCUCCUUUGACCAGACUGGAAAGCUGCUGGCUUCUUGCUCCGCUGACAUGACCAUCAAACUCUGGGAUUUCCAGGGCUUUGAGUGCAUCAGGACCAUGCACGGACACGAUCACAAUGUGUCGUCAGUUGCCAUCAUGCCUAACGGUGACCACAUAGUGUCUGCUUCCAGGGAUAAGACGAUGAAGAUGUGGGAAGUGGCCACUGGUUACUGCGUGAAGACGUUCACAGGUCACAGAGAGUGGGUUCGUAUGGUCCGGCCCAAUCAAGACGGCACGCUGUUGGCCAGCUGCUCCAAUGACCAGACGGUGCGCGUGUGGGUCGUGGCCACCAAAGAGUGCAAGGCGGAGCUGAGGGAGCACGAGCAUGUGGUGGAGUGUAUCUCCUGGGCCCCUGAGAGCGCACAUCCUACUAUAUCCGAGGCCACAGGCUCUGAGAACAAGAAGAGUGGAAAGCCUGGGCCAUUCCUGUUAUCUGGAUCCAGAGACAAGACCAUUAAAAUGUGGGACAUCAGUACUGGCAUGUGCCUUAUGACACUGGUUGGCCAUGAUAACUGGGUGCGUGGAGUGCUGUUUCAUCCGGGCGGGAGGUUUGUGGUGAGCUGUGCUGAUGACAAGACCCUUCGUAUCUGGGACUAUAAGAACAAGCGCUGCAUGAAGACCCUCAGUGCCCAUGAACACUUUGUUACCUCUUUGGAUUUCCACAAGACUUCUCCUUACGUGGUAACAGGAAGUGUAGAUCAAACGGUCAAAGUGUGGGAAUGUCGCUGAUCGCCACAGGAUCCGCCCCUUCCCUUCGGCCAAUCCCACGCCUGCUCUUCAGGACGCACUCAUUCCCACCUCAUCCAGCUCUCUUCUAAUAACUAUUGUCCUUUUAUGUAAAUUACUCUGGAUGUAGUUUGAGCUUAUUAAAUGUUACACAAGACACUCACAAGGAGAAAAAAAAGAAACGAGUAAAUAAGUAUUCUUGCAUGGUGAAUCUGAAAACUUGUAUACUGUAAAAAAUAAUUUUUUUUUUUUGCUUCUCGUCAUCUAAAAGUACGGUAGAGAAGCAGAGCACAGGCGCUGCUCUGGCCUCAAGCGUUUCUGAACAGAAGGCAGAAUGAUGCUGUUUGGGGAAUUCGGCAGACAGGUGCUCCAAACCGUUCGUGCUUCUUUUCGUUUGACGUUCGUCGCUUUCUGCUUUAUCGAGAAGACAUUUAAACUGACUGAAGACGAACAGCUUCAUGUGUCUGUUCUGUCAUUUAACGCUAUGAAUGUUCUCCCUUUUACACACAGAUUCUCGUAUCCGUCACUUUAAGAAGCGGUAAAUACAUCUUCAGAAGCAUUCUCAUCCAUGAAGACCUUUAAACUGAAGCUGUUUUAGCAAAUCAAAAACAUUAUCGCAUCCGAAAGGAAUCGCAUGGAUCAGUAAAGUGCACUUGUCCCUGGAGGAAAUAGUGUUUCACGCAGGGUUUACCUUGGUUUUUUUUGUUUGUUUGUUUGUUUUUGUACAGAAAAUCCAAUUCUGACACUUUCCGUUGCCGCAUAUUGGUAAUGGAGGAUCUCAACAUACUUUAUUUACUGACAGAGGGCAAGAGAAGUGCCAUUUUGUUUGUUUUUUCUCAUUCUUAAGUGCACACAUUGUCACCACUGCGUUCAACUUUCGGGACAAACACAGCUCUAUUUGAUUUAGCUCCUCUACUACAGUAUAUUUCCCAGCUUUCACUCUUGACUGCCCCUCACCACUCGCUCAUACACUUCCAUCUUUCAUUGCUUCUUGAUUCAGCUGCUUGCCUGCGCGUUUGUGAAGAGUUCAGGAGACCUCCUUCAGGCUCAUUUAGUCAGUCUCUCUUGAACAUUGUGGACGAAACCUCUACAGUAGAUGGACGUGCAAUAUCUAUAGGCUGCUCUGUGCUCUCUGUUGAGGUGUGUGUGUGUGUGUUUUCUGUAAACACAUUUAUAGGACGAUCAGUGGACAGGAGCAACAGUCGCGUCAGUGGUGAGUAGUUUGCUGUGCUUGCUGGUACUGUUUCCAACAGUCGAGUCGCGUAUGCCCGACCACUGCCAUCCCGAAGUUUGUGUGAGAGUGUAUGUAUGUGUGUGUGUGUGUGUGUGUGUGAGAGAUUGUGUGUCUGUGAGCACACAGUGGACUCUUGACUCCAGCUAUUCGCUUUUCUCUGCCUUGUCGAUGUUCUGAGAAUCCCCCCUCUCGAGGACUACAUUCUGCUUUUUGUGCUCUCACUGUUGACACACACACUCGUGCACUCGCAUAAAGAAAUAAUUGUCCAUCAGUAUAUCUUGAUGUCAUUGUUUGCAACAUAAUUAAAAUAAUAAAAUAUCUGUAAAUAUAAAUCA